Messenger RNA from Mercurialis annua (annual mercury), 778 nucleotides. RefSeq names its product dirigent protein 1-like. The record is from RefSeq and is a predicted model, not a curated record. The coding region runs from base 40 to 588 and encodes 182 amino acids. Lineage: Eukaryota; Viridiplantae; Streptophyta; Magnoliopsida; Malpighiales; Euphorbiaceae. The transcript has a single exon.
CCAUCUACUAAAAACAGAGUUCAAACAAUUUCAACAACGAUGGCUUACACUCUCGUCUCCCUCUAUUUCAUUUUGUUUCCAUCAUUAUUCGCCAUCACUCGUGCAAUUUUCUCCGAGGAAUUAGCUCAAGGCAUAGCUAUAAAACGCGAAGAGAAGACUACACACUUACAUUUCUACUUUCACGACAUUGUAGCUGGCAAAAAUGCAACCGCCAUUAGAAUUGCUGGACCUCAAGAUAGUAGCAUUACAGAUUUUGGUAAUACAAUGAUGAUAGAUGAUCCAUUGACGGAAGGUCCUAAUCUUACGUCAAAGCUGAUUGGAAGAGCUCAGGGUAUGUAUGCGGUGGCAGCUCAAAAUGAUAUGUUAUUGUUAAUGGUAUUGAACUAUGCAUUUACAGAAGGAGAGUAUGACGGAAGCAGCAUUAGCAUUCUCGGAAGAAAUCAUGUUUUUGAUGAUAGCAGAGAAAUGCCUAUAGUUGGAGGGACCGGGGCUUUUAGGCUUGCUAGUGGCUACGCGUUGGCGCAUACUAUUCAUGUUGACAUGGUAGAAGCAAUUGUCGAAUAUCAUGUCUACGUUACACAUUACUAAUCAUACGUGAUGCUUUAUAGUUUUUGCAAAUAGUGAAUAUAGUUUCAGAAACUACAUCUCCGAAGAGAAAGUGCUUUUCCACUUGAGUCUGGUUAUUUAACUUAUUUUAUGUAAGAUGUAUUUUCUAGCUCAGAGUUUAGAGUUUCACCCAGGAAGAAUAAUAAAGAGCCAAAAAAAUAUUUCAAUUUCA